This is a messenger RNA of Ectocarpus sp. CCAP 1310/34, 7073 nucleotides long. The record is from the annotation of a GenBank genome assembly. Lineage: Eukaryota; Phaeophyceae; Ectocarpales; Ectocarpaceae.
AUGUGGCUGUCCACGCCUAUCGAUGGCGCCGGCGGCGGCGGCUUCGAUCUCGCCAUGGGCGCGACAAGCCCGGCGGCGAUACCAACCGUAACACCAAGAACGUCACCAACAACAACAUCAUCAUCAAUACCGCUUGUGGCCGACUCCAACGAAAUGGAAGCUUCUCUGUCGUCGAGACUUUCCAGCUUUUGGGGGUUGGGAGCGGCGAAGGGCAGGGAUGCCGUGCUGCAGGACGACGCUUGGGCGGAGGCCGAGUUAGCCGAGCUUGAGAUUCUCGCCGAGGCGCUCGGGAACCCUUCGCCCGUCCCCCCAACAGCCCGAGCCUCCUCCCACACGGCUACCCCUGCUUCAAUUGCUAAUACCAUCGCUGGACUUUCCAAUGGCUUAGGGAACAGCGACGACGACGACGAAAGCGGCGGCAGGGUGGUCCAGCUGGACAUACCGGCGGUUCAGGCCCUGCAACGCGCCCUCCAAAGGGGCGGGUUCCUAACGCGAGGCAGCCAGGGCCUCUCCGUAGAUUCUCCGUACGCCUUCUCCGAAGGCGGGGCUGGGGUGGGCGGGAGGCGGCCUCAACGGCAGAGCAGCGGGCGGUCCUCUCUCUCCGUCGAAGGGGGCACCGGAGCCGGGGGUGGGUACUACUCGUACGCUCCGGGAGGGGGCGUGAUGGCGUACUUCGACGACGGCGUCGACGACGACGGUCGGCAGCGACGCUCUCGCCUGCUGCUCCCGGCGCCCCCCGUGGGGCGGCACGAGGCCGCCCUGGUGUGGAAGCUGUUCCGGCUUGCGAGGGACGCCACCGCGCUUCGGGUCCACAGGGGCACAUAUCGGCGCGCCUCCAACUGGGGGCAGCCGGUGGAGUUGCAGAUGUUCCCAGCGUUGCAAGAAUUGCGUCUGGAGGCGGUUCCGCUGGAGCACGUCGAAGGCCUGUUCGCGCUUCGCCUGCAGCUCAAGUCCCUCACCUUCGAGAACGCCUUGUUGCCAAGUCUCCAUGCGCUGCUGACACCCCCGAAGCCAGCUUCAGGCUCUCAGGAUACAGCAGGGGGGGAGAGGGGGCAUGUAGCUGCGGAUACGGCAGCGGAUGGGGGGGUGCAUGGUCCUUCCAGAGCCGACCCGGGUGGCGAUGUAAACAAGCGAGAUGGCUCAGACUCCGCCCCUGUUGGUGUCCGUACUGCGGACGGCGAUAGAUAUCGGCUUUCUUGUAAACGUGGUAAGAUACAGCAAGUUCGUGCGCUUGGUGGCGUCGCGAGCUCGAGAAAAGCGUUGGGUGUGUCUCGUCCCGCGAAACCUUUGCCUGGGUCCGGCGGCGUUCAGCAGGGCGAGUCCGAACGGCCUGGGAUGGGCCGGCUGCAAUCGGGGCUCGGGAUGGGCACGCCGAUGCUGCACUGGUCGCUCCUCGAGUCGUUGAGCGUCUGCAAGUGCGGGCUCCGUGAGCUGGACUCUUCGCUGCGCCUGCUUCCUAGGGUGCGGCGGUUGUCUCUGGCGAACAACCGGUUCUCCCGGGUGGAUUUCUUCCAAGACUGUGGCUCGCUGGAGGUGCUAGACCUGAGCCACAACCGCUUGAACUCGGUCGAGAACAUCCACGCGGUCUUGGGGAACCUCCGCUCGCUCAAGCUGCGGGGCAACCUCAUCGAGAGAACGAAUGGCCUCGAGAAGCUGUUCUCCCUCGAGGACGUGAACUUGUCCGACAACAGGAUAGAAGACCUGAAGGAGGCGGCGCGAUUGUCGACGCUUCCGAUGUUGCGCCGCGUCUGGCUGAAUGGAAACCCCGUGGAAGCGGAGGAGGGGAAGGACUACCGCGUGUCUGUGCUCAGCCUCUUGUACCAAGGGCGGGGUGGUGAGCUGAAGGGGGUUGCGGGGAGGUUUUCCACUAUGCUUGCAGGCGGCUCGGGAGAUGGCUCGAGGCGUGAGACAGGGAUAGCUUUGGACGGACGGCUGCCGUCGAGGAAGGAGCUGGUGCAGCUGUCGCAGCUUUGCUUCCCUAGAGCGGCGGAGGUGCCCUUCCCAACCGCUACUGACAGCGCCCUUCCGUCCAGCGAUGAACACGGAGCAUCUCGGGACGGCUUGCCAUCCCGUCGGCACGCCCCCGGCAGCGUCGUCGCCGCGCGCGGACGAGCAGAGGGAACGGGGAAAAGAAGACCGUCCGCCACCGCCGCCCAAUCAGCUGUCGGCAGUUCCGCAACCUCUGCUUCUCGACCUGCGCCUGACCCUUCGCCGUCUUCGUCUCCGUCGUCGCGAAAAAGGCUCAGCGUCUCCCCGCCCGCCUCCCGCCUGCCCCCUCCGUCUCCCUGCGUGACGCUGCGGCUGCCUGCGGUGCAACGGCGGCGACACCCGGCGAGACGGCAUAGUAGUGGGGUCCCCGCCGUCGGGAUACGGGGACAGGACCCCGAAGAUCAGCAGGCGCGACGGCGACGACGGUCCGGUACUCGCUCGGCGAUGAUUGAGGAGGCGGCGCCUGCCCGNCCGACGGGGGGGGUGGGGGGGGGCGGCGGGUGGCGCUGGGGACAACGGGACGGUGAGCCUCGGCACGGCGUCGUGGUCGGCGGCGGCGGCCGCGGAGGCGGCGGAAUUGUCGUCGUCGUUGUCGGCGCUCUCGCUGGGCCUGGGCACGCUGCCGUUGCAAUCGGAAGGGGUGAGACAGAUGGUCGACUCUCAUGUGGAUGGCUUGCUUUCGGCCAGCAGCAACCUCUUCUCCAGCCAAGGGAGACGGCGUCGACGGGGGUCGACCCGGAGGUGGUGCCGGAGGCGGUGUGCAACGACCGCAACACGACCGCAGCACAAGCCGCCGUGGAGGGUGGCGACAGCAGCGGAAACGAGCGGCGUUCUGCCGACAUGGGCCGGCUCGCUGCGCGCGGGGCAGAGAGCGAGGCCGGGGGGGCGGCGGAGCUCGCGCGUGGUGAUGGCGGUGUGGUUACUGCGGCGCCGGCGCCGGCGCCGGCGCCGGCUUUGCCGGAGAGGGGUGAGGGAUUUGGUGAGCUGCAUCUGGCGGUCGAGGACGGCGGUAGGGGCGAGCUUGCCGCCGCCGCCGCUGUCUCGCCUUCCGGUCCCGACGACUUCGAUGGGCCACGCGGCGGGGAAAACGAAAGCCGGCAAGGUGGUGAUGCUUCGCCUUCGUCGGCGCAAGGAGGGACGGAGGGGGGACAGUCGGCGAAGAGCAGCGGCAACGCCGGCGUCUUUUCGGUCGGUGUCAACCCCGCGUCCGGGUGGGAUCUCUCGCCCGGGAGGCGGGGGAGGCCGCGCAGCGGCGGCGGCGGCGGCGGCCGGGAAGUGGCGACGUGUCGCGCCUCACCGUUCUUCCCGUCCCCUUCCCCAUUGCCGUCGCCUUCGCGAUCGCCUUCGCGUUUGCUUGCGGCGGCGAGGCAAGAAGGCGGGAUCAGACCGCCGGGGGUGGAGGGUGAUGUAAACGGUGGUGGCGACGGUGGAGAACGUGGCUCUUCGGAGGCGGCACGUGACGCGGACGGCGCCGCCGCCGUCGCUGCUGUUGCUGCGGCUGCCGCUUCUGGGACGGGUGCUGCCGAUCCUGUUCGGCAGGAGAAGAUUCACAUGGAGGGGGGCGAGGUGGGAGGAGAAGCGGAGGUAGAGGAGGGAAUCGAGGAAGAAGUUGGUUGUGGCGGGGUCAACGGCGAAGUGGAGAGGGACAACAGGGGAAGCAGCUCGGUGGUGGACGAGGAUGCUGGGCAUGACGGUGGCUAUCGCGGGGAUGAAGCUUACGCGGAGCUUCUGGUGGCGGAGCACCUGGAGCUGUACUUCCGACAACAGGUCUUCAGCGGCGCCGCCCCUUACCUCCUUUACGACGAGGAGCGCGACGGCGGACAGCAGCCCAAAGACCUCCCCCGCGCCAUGCACCGCCACCGAGAGGCGUCCAAGACCCGCCAGGAGAAGAAGCUGGUUGCCAUGUUUAGGGAGACGGCGCUACCCUGCGUCCCUCUCUCUCUCCGCAACCAGCGCCACCGUCACCGCAACAAGCACCACCACCACUUUCGGGUAACCACCAAGGAAAAGAGGGCGGCGAGGUCGUGGCUACGGGCUUCCUGGACACCCUCUCCGUCCCCUACUGUUGCCGGGGGAGUCGGCGGCAGCGGUGGCGGUGGGGCGGAAGGCUUGAGCGGGACGAAGACGGAUGAGAGCAGCGGCAGCUACCACGGAAGCGGUCUUGAGAGUUCGAUGGAGAAUGCCUUGGCAGCGACCGGGAUGGUUCAGCAGGUGCACCGCAGAGGAGUGGACGGGGAGGCCGAAGGCUACACCAUGGGCGAGGUGGCUUGCGUGGUCGUGGCGACGGAGUCGUCCAUCUUCUUCAUCGACGGGGGGUUCGCCAAGGACGGCACGCAGUUCUCGGCGGCUCCGCGUCCGAGGGUCUUGAUGGUGCUACCGCUCGCCUGCCUCGAGAGGACGACCAUCGGUUUUCGUCUUCAAAAGCUGGAGAUGCACUUCGACCCUUCGUCGGUCGGCGAGGAGGAGGAAGGUUGGAGCGACGACGGUCAGCGAGAUGAAACUGUGUCGGUGGCCCUGCUGACGAGGGACAAAUCCCGCACGUUUAACCUCUUGCAGACGCUGGAGCCCCUGUCGACGAAGGCGAGGCGAAUGAUGUCACUCCCUGCCGUGGUGGUGGAAAACCGCGACGAGGCCACGCUGGAGGCUAUCGCGCGAGCCCUACCCCCGAGUACCAUCGCACCGGCUCGCCACUCCACAAGCCGGUCGCAGAUCGAUCAAGCUUCACCUCCCGCUUUCAGCCCCGCCGGAGAAACGGCGCCAGCGGGAGAGUCGGAAGCGGCCCAGCGCUCGACGAAGAUCGAGCCGCACCUACCUGGCCACGAAUCCGCCGGGCUCUUCGGGAGGCUCGGGAAGUGGGGCGACGACUCGGGGCCCGCCGCAACAGGCGACGAGGAUGGUAGGGGUAGUGGCGUUGCGCUGGGCUCCGUGCAUGGCUGCGGUGCGGUCACGGAUGCCGGCAAUGGCCAAGAGGGGAGGGAAGGCGACGACGACAACGGCGUAGGAGCGUGGGCGGGCGAGGGGGCCGCCAGCGCGGCGGAAACGCACGGUACCGCCUCCUGGGACUCGGUGGGUGCCCCUCCGUCGCUCUCCGGUACUGCUACUCCGCUCCUGUCUCCCACCGUUAGCAGCAGCAACGUAGUCGAGACUCCGCCUUCCGUGGGUGGUGGUCACGAAGGGACGGUGGUGGUGUUCCAGCUGCUGGUGCAGCGGUGGGAGCUGAGGCCGUGGGUUGUGGUUCCUCGCACGCUCGUCGCCACAAAGGAGAAGCUGGCGCUUAUGGACGAGGAUCACAGCCGCGUCAGCAGCAGUAGCAGCAGUGGCAAAAACAGCAACAGCGUCUUUGGAGGCCUAGCUGGAGAAAUAUGCGAAGAUGGGCGGAGGCUGUCGUGGACGGUCGCCGAUGGUGGUGACGGUGGUGGCAGCGAGUUGAAGGAGAUGUCGUGCGUAGACUCGGUGGACCUGGGAGAUGUCAUCGACGUGCGGCAGGAGAAAUCGGCACCUGAGCAGGUGGUUGUGGAUCUGAAAGGGGAGCGUGCCUUCAACCCGCGCCGGCAGUGGCGACUGCAGUGUCGGACACGUGGAAGCGCAGAGGGGGUCGCUUCCGCGGUGCUGCGUCUUUCGCGAGAGAGAGUCCAGCAGCGGCGGCAAUCCUCUUCCUGGUGGAAGCUGUGAACGCCGGGCACCCAUGGCUGUCGUUCUUGGUGCCUGUCGCCGCACCGUGUUGUGAGCCAUACGCCACGGAAAUGUUCGUGAGACAGCGAGACUUCAAGGAAGACGAUGGGGCGUGCCCAAUUGCAGCAGGGUGAGCCCGAUGGACAGGAAGGGCCACUCAGCGGUGAUGAGUGCUGUCACUUGACGUGGAACGAAGUUCGUUGGUGGGGCGAGUAUGCCUGUCACCCCCCGCUUUGCCCGUGGCUGGAGUUCGACACUUCGGGUUCAUUCUGAUGUUUGUGGUCCAGCGUCUGAAUGUCCGUCGACGACGGCGAUGUGGUGAGACGGAGAAAUGUUAUGGGCGAUCUUGAGUGAGACUUUCCUUCCGGCAAGAGUUCCUUGACCGUAGCGGAAUUCAUCGCAAGGUUCGAUUGGAAAGUGUUUUCAGUACAUUUUGGUUGAGGUAAUCCCUAGGCUGUCGUCGCUGUUGCUUGUGACACGAAGCGUUGCUAGCCUUGUAGAGUAUAUUUGAACGUGUGUAGAGUACCAGAGACGAUUUUGUUGUGACAUUCAUAAGAGGAGGCCGCAGCGAUGUAGAUAGACGGAGGUCGCAUGUUCCUCCCACGCGAAGUUUUGGUUGUUUACGGGAAACCCUUGACCAGAAAACCUUUGCUCCUCUAGUGUAUUGCCUUCGAUUUGGUGACGUUUAUGCGAAUCAUCCUGACCUCAGCUAAGGCGCUGCGUUCUUGUCCCUAAGGCUGAGGGCCAGCGAUGUGGCAGGAAUGCUAGAGUAUGUAUCGCUUCAUCUGUGCGGCACGUCUGCCGUGGGCCCCCUUGCCUAUUUUUGUGCAUGCGCAUGGCAACCUGGUAAGGCGUGUGAAAGUACCAUGAGGUUUCGGGCGAUGGCGCAGCAGUCCGGAAUUCUUGGACAGGGGUGCGACCAAAGUACGAAGAGGAACUGAUUUGCAAGGGGGGCAAGACAUUCACCACGAUGUCACUCCCCCCUAAAAUAUGUUUCAUCGGCGAGAGCGCUAUUUCCGUCCAUGUCUGUCGUCACGCCGCAAUAUCGGAACGGAAAUCACUCUCUGCUGCCGUUCCAUGAGGGACAUUCAUUUCACUCCCUGUGAACGGUCCCAGGGCCACCACCGUGUCUUUUCCGCAUGGUUGAUUUUUUCUGGCACCGAGGACUGCAUAUGCCCAUUUUGUCAGGGUUUCAACGAGGCGAAAUGAGUGCAGUCCAACGGUCACCUUGCUGUUGCGAGUCCGGCGUACGCGCCUACCUGCAAUAGAACUUGCCCCAAGGCCAGACACGUCUCCGCUGUGAUGUGCUGUAUCUUGCAUGUCAACAACGUUAUGUAUGUACUUCAAUCUUGUUGGCUCUGGUUGCACGCCCAUAAGAUAAGCUCUUCGUUAUUAGUUUGUGAACACAGCGA